AUGGGAGUCACGUUCGGCAAGGAAAAACAUGCUGUCUCCGGUUACUCGCACUUCAGUUACGUCACUUGGCGAACAUGGAAGCAAUACAUGGAGAUGAAACUGCACCAUGCUUAUAUUUCCUCCUUUUUUUCUCCUUUCUCUGUGUCUCUGUGCCUAUCUACCACCCCCGAGAGGACCACUCCUCCACAACAAGAAAACACCUCCGCAGCAGAUGCACCUCCAGCAAAGCGAUUCGACGCAUUCACCACUGGUUUCGGACACAGCAAACGCAACAUGAAUGAAAUUGACAGACCUGCCUUGGGAUUCAGCAAGAAGAACUUUGAUGAGAUCGACCGCGCCGGCAUGGGAUUCGCUAAGCGCAACUUUGAUGAAAUUGACCGCGCUGGAAUGGGCUUCGCCAAGCGUAACUUUGAUGAAAUUGACCGCGCUGGAAUGGGCUUCGCCAAGCGCAACUUUGAUGAAAUCGACCGAGCUGGAAUGGGCUUCGCUAAGCGCAACUUUGAUGAAAUCGACCGCGCUGGAAUGGGCUUCGCCAAGCGCAACUUUGAUGAAAUCGACCGAGCUGGAAUGGGCUUCGCCAAGCGCAACUUUGAUGAAAUCGACCGAGCUGGAAUGGGCUUCGCCAAGCGCAACUUUGAUGAAAUUGACCGCGCUGGAAUGGGCUUCGCUAAGCGCAACUUUGACGAAAUUGACCGAGCUGGAAUGGGCUUCGCCAAGCGCAACUUUGACGAAAUUGACCGCGCUGGAAUGGGCUUCGCCAAGCGCAACUUUGAUGAAAUUGACCGCGCUGGAAUGGGCUUCGCUAAGCGCAACUUUGAUGAAAUUGACCGCGCUGGAAUGGGCUUCGCUAAGCGCAACUUUGACGAAAUUGACCGCGCUGGAUGGGCUUCGCUAAGCGCAACUUUGACGAAAUUGACGCGCUGGAAUGGGCUUCGCCAAGCGCAACUUUGAUGAAAUUGACCGCGCUGGAAUGGGCUUCGCCAAGCGCAACUUUGACGAAAUUGACCGCGCUGGAAUGGGCUUCGCUAAGCGCAACUUUGAUGAAAUUGACCGCGCUGGAAUGGGCUUCGCUAAGCGCAACUUUGACGAAAUUGACC
Molecule: messenger RNA, 1097 nt
Organism: Penaeus vannamei (Pacific white shrimp)
Lineage: Eukaryota; Metazoa; Arthropoda; Malacostraca; Decapoda; Penaeidae
Source: RefSeq, a predicted model, not a curated record